AUGGAGUGUAAGACUCCUGAGAUCCUAACAGCGUCGUUGAGGGUGAUCAACCUUCACAACCUGCUCCAUGGUAUCCAUGGGGAAGCCGAGAAGCUAGUCUUGGCCGCCAAGGAGGAUGGGAUAUUCUAUGUAGAUUUCACAGGCCAUGCAUCAAGCCCAUUUACCGGCUUGGUAGAUGAGAUAUAUUCGUUAUCCCGGUCGUUGUUCGACCUUGAUAUCGAAGAAAAGAUGCAAUACGAUGUGGACCAAAUGGGGAUGCUCAAACUCAACGGAUCGUUUGUGCUGACGGGCUGCCUACAGAUUCCACAUCAUGGCAUCUUUUCGGUGACCAAUGAACCUUUCCCUCGGCCGGCUCCAAUUGACGAGCACUGGCAGGCCCUGCAAGGCAUUGUCCGCAGUUGUCGAGAUGUAGCGGGCACAAUCUUUCGGACCAUGUCCACGGCGCUCCAUCUGCCCGCCGACAAGACCUUUGAAUCAUUCCACCAUCCAUGCCACGCCUCGCUGGACAUCAUCCGACUCCUCAAAUACCAGUCAGCGCCCCCGGGCGAGACCACCCCUCGGGUGCCCCAAACCGCGCACACCGACUUGGGAUCCCUUACGAUGUUGUUUGCCUCUACGCCGGGCCUGCAGAUUUGUCCCCGAGGCUCCGACGAUUGGUUGUACGUGAUGCCUCGCGCGAACAGCAUGAUCGUCAAUCUGGGCGAUGCCAUGAGCAUCUGGACGGAUGGCGUUUUCCAGAAUGUGCUACACCGCGUCAGCUCGAUGCCCGGUCAGGCCAUGGAGGAACGGUACAGCUUCGCCGUCUUGAUGCGUCCGGCCGAUGGGGCGCCAAUGGUUUCUUUGAUGCGCCCUUCCCCGAGCGGAUUGGAGGCCGAACCCAUGCGGUGUGACAUUUGGCUUCGGGCGAAGUUCCUGGCGCUCCGCGGCCAGAAGAAUGGUGAGCGGAAGGAUUCUGAUAUCGCGGUCCUCACGGGGUGUCCUGAUGGGCGACCCCGUUUUCUGGAGGUGUAG
Messenger RNA from Aspergillus fumigatus Af293, 1011 nucleotides. Its product is annotated as putative oxidoreductase, 2OG-Fe(II) oxygenase family. The record is from RefSeq and is a predicted model, not a curated record. Gene Ontology annotation, molecular function: dioxygenase activity. NCBI's taxonomy places the organism in Eukaryota, Fungi, Ascomycota, Eurotiomycetes, Eurotiales, Aspergillaceae.